Molecule: messenger RNA, 3513 nt
Organism: Gymnodraco acuticeps
Lineage: Eukaryota; Metazoa; Chordata; Actinopteri; Perciformes; Bathydraconidae
Product: solute carrier family 35 member E2A-like
Exons: 9
Coding region: 433-1599 (388 amino acids)
Cellular component (GO): Golgi apparatus
Molecular function (GO): antiporter activity
Source: RefSeq, a predicted model, not a curated record
GGAAGCUAGUGGCCAUGUCUGAAAGUCAGGUGCACCGACAUGGAUAAACAAGAUAAAUACAGUUUUUGUAUAAAGGGCGUAGUCUCAGUUCACUCUCUCUCAUGACAUGUUGAGAACAAUGGCGGUCAGCAUGGCUGACUCUGUAGCUGCACUGUAUCUCAUGUUACUACUUAAAACAGCGGCUAGCUAGCGUCAAUGUGCCAUUUCCUCUUUUUAUAUAACACUCGAGGCUGUCUGGGCUUGUUGAAAGAUCUAAAAACUAAGAGCUUGUAUCUCAACUGACAGAAGACUAUAGAAAGGACGGGCCACCGGGACUUAAACCAUUCCCAGUAUAGACUGAUCGAUUGCUUGACCAAUCGGAAGAUGAACUAACCAUCAAACUUUCACCUCCCUCCUAUCAGCCACCUGUCGGGCCCUCAGGCAGCAGGUGUGAUGCUGGGCGGUAGGCAAAACACGCGGCAUCCGCUAUGGCACCUCCUGUCUCCGUUCCGCAGCCAGCGGGAGCGCAUGGUGCUGACCCGCAGCGACAGCCUGCCGGGGGAGCAGCUGCUGAAGAUCACCAUCACAGAGACCACGGUGAUCGAGACGGAGUCAGGGGUCUGGAACUGGCGCUCCAUGACCUACCUGGGCCUCUGGUACUUCUUCAGCUUCUGCACCCUUUUCCUCAACAAGUACAUCCUGUCACUGCUGGAUGGGGAGCCAAGCAUGCUGGGUGCUGUUCAGAUGCUCUCCACCACCAUCAUAGGCUUCCUAAAGAUGUUUGUACCCUGUUGCCUUUACCAGCACAAGUCCAGAACAGAGUACCCCUCCAACUUCAUCAUGAUCAUGUUGUUUGUUGGACUCAUGAGGUUCACCACUGUGGUUCUGGGCUUGGUGAGCCUGAAGAAUGUGGCGGUGUCUUUUGCAGAGACCGUGAAGAGCUCGGCUCCCAUCUUCACUGUGAUCAUGUCCAGGCUGAUCCUCGGGGAGUACACAGGGCUGUGGGUGAACCUGUCCCUGUUCCCCAUCAUGGCGGGCCUGGCUCUCUGCACAGCCACGGAGAUGAGUUUCAACAUGAUUGGCUUCUCCGCUGCGCUCUCCACCAACAUCAUGGACUGUUUGCAGAACGUAUUCUCCAAAAAGCUGCUAAGUGGAGACGGAUACAAGUUCAGCCCUCCGGAGCUGCAGUUUUAUACCAGUGCCGCAGCAGUCAUCAUGCUUAUACCUGCCUGGCUUUUUGUCUUGGACAUCCCAGUGAUCGGGAAGAGUGGCCGAAGCUUAGUCAUCACUCAGGACGUUGUCCUGUUGCUGCUUUUUGACGGCGCCCUGUUCCACCUGCAGAGUGUCACCGCCUACGCGCUCAUGGGACGGAUUUCCCCUGUUACCUUCAGUGUUGCCAGUAGUGUGAAACACGCCCUGUCGGUGUGGCUGAGCAUCAUCGUGUUCAGCAACCACAUCACCAUCCUCAGCGCCGCCGGCACCGGCCUGGUGUUCCUGGGGGUCUUCUUGUACAACAAGACCAGGCAGAUCCAGAGGACCACCUUACGGGCCCUGGCUGCCGAGCAGAACCAAAAAACUCUUCUGCAGGAACAGAUCUCCCCCUCCCCUCAGUCACACUGACGACUCAGCACUAAAGACUGAAAAUGCUGCCUGAACAUUGGAUCAAGGUAUUUAAACAAAGAUUCUGUUUGUGGCUGACCAGACGGGUGUAUGGGAUAUUUCUUCAUUGUGCGUGCACAUAUUCCACAUAAAGAGGACUACUUAUGAUCCGUUUUAAAUGUCUUACCCCUAAAAUCUGAAUUUGUAUAUGAAUGACUAUUCCCGUUUUAACUUGAAUUCUUGAAGAAAAUGAAUGUAUUCUUGCACGCCUCCACGGUGAACCAAGAAUGAAAAAACAGGCAACAUCUGUGAUGAAUUGAAUUAAAUGGCGGCCGCGUUUAACGACAGCAACAUGAUAUCACAUUUGUUUACAAACUUCCAACCAUCUCAUGCAGUAUAAUACAGUUUUUGUUUAUCUGAUCAAAUGCUCAGUUCUUUACAAGAACAUGCAUUUAAGCUAAAAUCUUACUUUUAAAACACUUGCCUAUAAACAUCACACUUUCACAGGCCAAAGUGCUUACAUAGUAACGUUUUAUGAAAAAUGUGAGUGUUCAGGAAAAUGUUGGCAUACGACUGGAGAAAUGAAACUCAAAUUCUUGCAAAUGCUGUUUUAAAUGUCAUGAAAAGUUGUUUGGAUAUAGUUUUGCCUUAACGCGGCCCUCCUCUCCUUCCAUUCAUCAAGAACCAGUUUUUAGUUUUUUCCAUUCACCAUGGAGGCAUACGAGAGAAACAGGUCGGUGUUUGUUUGACAAAUCCUUCCCUUUUCCUGUGCAACCGUAUAGACAGUAUUUCUUUAUCCCUAGCUAGAUGAUGUGCUUACACUUACACAUCCUUGGCUUUGUCUUAUAUGGGUCAGUUAAAGGGGAAGCUCAGGGUGUCCUUCAGCUGAAUGAAGGAAGUGACUUCUGUAAGAUCUCUGUCUUACAUCUGCAUUCCUGAGUGUUUCUCUCUAUCUGUGGUACAGCAGCUGCUGCUGAAUGUAUGCUGUUGUGAAUAUCUGUAAAGCAUUGAAGCUGUAAGAAUAUAAUUCUGUGGUGGUGUAAGCGACACUGUAUCAUACCUGUGUGAACAAUCUGAAUAUGAGAUCAUAAGGUUGCCUGAUACGAGGUCAGUCUUGCCUUAUGACACACUUUUUAUUUAACAAUGUGUGAAAUAUUUUAAAGCCACAUACUGCAUUCUUCCUGCAUCAUGUACAUUGAUGGUGUAUGUAGAAGUUUGUGUACUUUUCUUUUUCUUUGUAAACUGACUUUCCCCCAAUGCUUUCUGGGAUAGCAACCUUGACAACCUUAGGAAAAAAAGAGCCUUUGACAUAAUGGAUUGAUGAGCUGUUGUAAAUGUCGCAUUCAUAAUCUCCAUGAAACAACUUGGGUUUUAUUUUUGUUGUCCUGCCUAUCAGAUAAUGUCUAGAAUUGUUGGGAUUAGAAGGGACACUGUAAAGCUAUUACGCAAUCCGUCUGUUAACUAUCCAUCGAAGUUAACAGACCAACUCCCUGAUUCAACCAUGACCCACUGUAGUUGUUUGCCCUGUUGUGCAAUGAAGGAUUAUUAUUAGCGAUAACACAGUCACGGUUUGCUUUUCUGUCCUCAUUGGAUCUAUUAAAAGCCAUAUCACUGUGUUCCCAGAUGUCAGUUAACUAUGUCGUUAUUACAAAUAGCACAAGAUAUGGCCUGAACAAAAAUCAAACCCAACUUUUUGUCCCCUACCAAGUGGUGUUGGGUUCUGGCUUCUCGUCUGUGUUUUGGUAAGACAAAUCCCUAUAUGAGAUCAUAAGGUUUCCUGAUAUGACUGUCAGUCUGGCAGUUACACGGUUUGAGCAUUUUCAUUAUGCUCUACUUUUGUGCCUCAAGAAACUGUCUUUUUUUUCUUUUUCUGAUGUGUUGUGCUAAGGCAUCCGUUCUUAAUUUUUACUAUAAAGGUUAUCUGACUUGAACACA